AUGAAACGGAAUCGGAUGUCAGAAGCAGCCAUUCUUACGUUGAUUACUGUAGCGGUUACUGUAGAUGCACAACAAAGAUUUAUUGUGAGUUUUGAAAAAAAAAAUGUUUUUAAGAAAAAUUACUUUUUUUUAAAUGGUUUUUUAUUAUUUAGACACACGUAUUUUACAUGUUAAAUACACCAUUAUAAGCGCAAAUUUUAUUUUAAAAUUUUAACAAUAUUGUUUACAAUAAAGUUAUCCAAGCCUGUAAAACAAAAUUUAAAACUAUUUUUUUACCUAAAGCUCAACAAUCCCAACUAAAACUGCUUAAAUUGAUACUGUUUUAGCAAAACCCAAACCCUGCUCUACAGUUUUUCCCAAACAGGUUUGUUUGCUUUUGAUCACAGUAAGCUUAACUAUAACCAGUAAAAGUUAGAAUAUCAUUUAUUAGGUUUUUCAAAUAAUUAUGUGCUCCCUCUCAACGCAAGUUUUCAAAUUUAAGGGCACAUAAUUACUCGAACAACCUAAUAUAAAUUUUUAAAACUAAAAUAACAACUUUAAUUUAAUGAAUCGUUUAACAUUAUCGUAGGAAGAUCAUUAACAUAACUUUACUAACAUGUCAUGUUUGGUCUAUAAGUAUUCAGAAAGAAAAAUUGUGCCCUUUAAAGUUCAAUAUUUUAAAAAAAUUAUUGUUGAGUCUCUUCAAGAAAAAUCUUUUUUAAAAAGCCCUCAUGUGUAUCAACUUUCGCCACAAAAAUUCUUGGGUCCUGUAGCCUUCACUUAACACAGUAUAACAAGCGUCUUAUCCAAAUAACAUGUCAUACAACUAACGUAACUUAUAUUAAACAAUUACCCCUAACAUACCCUAUAAUUUGAUAUUUUUGUUCAAAAAACGGCGUUUAGAACGACAAGACAAUUGUCAACAACAGCAUCUUCUCGUUCACCAGCUACAUUAUCAACCAGACCACAAUCUACAAUAUCCCCAACACAACCAUCAUCCACUACAAGACAGUUUAUCACAACUUUAUCAACUACUUUUCGGCCGACAACUCGAGUUCCAUCGACGGUAAAACCAACCUUAUCAACAGGUUUUUCAACAUCGACUGGUCGAACACUAUCAACCAGUCAGACUGGUCGAACAUUAUCGACCAGUGGACCCACAUCUACUACAGUUGUGACGACACAAAGUGGUACAACUGCUAAACCCAGGAUACCUCGGAUAAAUCCUGUUACUGGAGUCAGACUGAGUCAAUUUAGGCCAUCAAUAAGAAGAGUUACCAUCGUGCCAGCCAAUGAAUCAGCUAGCCAACUCAGGUGGAUUAGGGGUUGUUUUUAGAUGGAUAACAAUGUUAAUGACUUGGAGGCUUUAAACAUGAAGCUUAAAACCAAUCCCAAGAUGGAUUUUCAAGCCCAAAACGUAUUAAGUCAUUAGUUUAAAUUAAGUCAAUCGCAUUGUUAUCCAAUAAGGACGCCUUUAAAACUGCACGAUCCACAACAUACCUCGCUCACCAUUCAUAACCCUAACGCUUUUACUAACCAAUAUCAGCUUCUUAACCCUAAUAAAAAGCCACUAAAACAUAACAACAUAACAAUAAAAUCCAUUUCAGUGCGUUCCGACAACCCCCAAGACGACCAGCCUUUGUGAAUCAAGGACAAGUGGCACCACGUGUCACACUAGGACCACGACUCCCUCCUCCGCCACCCCCAACUCAAGCACCCCUCCAACGACUCCCACCUCAACAGUUCCAGCCUCAAGCACAACAACAGCAACCAACGCAACAGUUGCCACAAUCUCCAACUCAAGUGCAAGCUUCUGGACCUCUCAGGCCACGACCUCCACAACAGGCCAAUAUUCCUCAACGCCGACCUCCAGUUGUGCCUAGAACUAUGCCUCCAGCUGGUCAAUCUCGAGCUCCAGUCAGUCAGCCACCAGCUCAGGUUCAGCCGCAACCUACCCCUAGAGCUGGAGGUAAGGAGUCCUAAAAUUAGAAUAUAUAGAAAAAUUUACAAUUGAAAACACUGGAAUUUAUGCCUUUUUAUACCUAAAACAAUAUGCUUUUAAUUAUUUUAGGUAACAACUUCUAAAACUUGAAAAAUACUGUACUUUGCUGCCAAGACAAAAGUUGUAUAUCCGUUAUUACCUAAAACAACAUAACUUUAAAAUAUUUACACCUAAAAACUCAAUUUCAGUCUCCCGCCCAUCACCUCCACCAACAGCCCAGCCCAUCGGCCCUUCUCAACCACCCCCAGCGUUCCGCACCACCCCACAGCCACGCCCAGUCCAGAUCUCCCCUACCACUGCCAUUUCCAACUCCAUAACUCCACCCUCACCUCAAAAUGCUUCACCUGUACCGUCCCGAUUAACUCCACGACCUCGAAUGCCUCCAGGAGCUCAUCCACCAGGUAUUGCUCCUCCAAGUAACAGUGUAGUAGAUGAUCUGAAUCAAGCGGUCGAUUUCAUGGCAUUGGCCGCGAGGUUGCAGCUCCGAAGGUUCGCGCGACAACGACGACGAAGAUUCGCAAAGUUUAUUGAAAAAAGAAUUGUGACGGCGUUGAGGAACAUGGCUUGA
This is a messenger RNA of Bursaphelenchus okinawaensis, 2549 nucleotides long. The record is from the annotation of a GenBank genome assembly. NCBI's taxonomy places the organism in Eukaryota, Metazoa, Nematoda, Chromadorea, Rhabditida, Aphelenchoididae.